Molecule: messenger RNA, 1218 nt
Organism: Spodoptera exigua (beet armyworm)
Lineage: Eukaryota; Metazoa; Arthropoda; Insecta; Lepidoptera; Noctuidae
Source: the annotation of a GenBank genome assembly
AUGCCGAAGGACGAUCCGGAGACCACAGCCCUCAAGAAGGAGCUAACUGACUUGAUCGCCAAAGUAAAGGCUGAACAAGAAAAGUUAGCUGACGCGAAACUUGCUGAAAAAUGCGGGGAUCUAGGGGAUGUGACCAAGAUACGGUUUGUGACGAAAAAAGUUCUGAAGGGGCAUAUCAAUAAGGUCAAUUCCGUGCAUUACAGCGGUGACUCAAGUUGUUAUACUAUUUCGAAGACACAACGUCUAGUUUGCGAUGGCACUGAUCGAACUGUCACGUACAGGCACUGCGUCACGGGCUCGCUCGACGGGAAACUGAUCAUUUGGGACACCUGGAGCGGCAACAAGGUGCAAGUGAUACCACUGCGGUCAGCCUGGGUCAUGAGCGUCGCUUUUGCCCCAUCUGGGAACUUUGUCGCUUGUGGAGGAAUGGACAACAUGUGCACGGUUUACGAUGUGAACAACCGCGACUCCACCGGCGCAGCGAAGAUGGUGCGUGAACUGGCCGGCUAUGAAGGCUUCCUUAGCAGCUGCCGCUUCCUAGACGAUACCCAUAUUCUUACGGGCUCCGGUGAUAUGAAGAUUUGCGUAUGGGAUUUGGAGGUCGGAAAGCGCGAGAUGGAAUUCGAUGCCCACGCUGGGGACGUCGUCACCAUUUCUCUAGCACCAGACAUGAAGACAUACGUGACUGGUUCCGUUGACAAGACCUGCAAACUGUGGGACAUUCGAGAUGAGAAAGCGAAACAAACUUUCUUCGGCCACGAGGCUGAUGUCAACAGCGUUUGUUACCACAACAGUGGACACGCGUUCGCAACGGCUUCGGAAGAUAAGACAGCCCGAUUGUUUGAUAUUCGCAGUGACCAGCAGCUCGGACACUACACCCCUCCAGGCUCUGGAGGCUUCACCAGCUGUGGUUUAUCGCUUAGUGGCAGAUACUUGCUCGCCGGAUCUGACGACAACGACGUGCAUUCCUGGGAUACCCUAAAAGUUACUCACACUGGAACUCUCCGUGGCCAUGAGAAUCGUGUCACAUCCAUCUCGAUGUCGCCCAACGGAGUGGCACUGGCUAGUUGCUCCUGGGACAAUUCCGUCAGAGUUUGGGGUUGAAACCUACCAACAAUCCUAAUCAACUUAGAACUCCCCCAUAUAAUGUCUUCUUUUUUAAAUUUUGGUAUCAAUUCAGUAUGCUUUUAGCAUUUACGCUCCAUUUAAUAUGCUGCC